Molecule: messenger RNA, 5807 nt
Organism: Anneissia japonica
Lineage: Eukaryota; Metazoa; Echinodermata; Crinoidea; Comatulida; Comatulidae
Product: protein GPR107-like
Biological process (GO): transport
Cellular component (GO): Golgi apparatus; membrane
Source: RefSeq, a predicted model, not a curated record
GAUUUUACUGUAAUUAUGUACUGUAGUGAGGACCAUAGAACUAAAAUAGACGUUACCACAUUUGGUUUCUUUAAAGACGGAGAGCUUCAAAUAAAUGUAUCAUACCUAGGUGUUGAUCCUGAGGCUCAUUCCAAUGGAGAUAUAUUUGGGUUUACAUUAGUGAAGUCUCGUACAGAAGGACGAGGGUCGUUGCAGGAUGAUCCUGUGGAUAAUUGCAUCCUAAAUCGUUCAAGUAUCAAGAAUAACUCUGUAUCGGUAGUGUUUCUGUAUUUUAAUUUUAACAAUAUGAGUCUCCAAAUUAACAGGACAUCACAUGACCUGAAGCAGUUGGAGAUCACAUUUAACGACAAUACAGAAUACAAUAGUCACGGAGAACAUGGUAACAAAAGCAAGCGAUCAGAUACAAUGACUUAGAUGAUACUGUUCCUGCAAAUGAUACAGUAAAUCCAGGUGUCAAAGAUUUUAGUAAUGUUUCAAAUAAAAGCAGAGACAAUGAGAAUUUAGAAGAUGAGAAAGAAGCGAGGACUGUUCGUCUUUUACCGUCUGUCCCUUUAACCUCACCAGGCAAACAUGCUUACUCCACUGAGUUUCGUGUGAAGAUUAGCAAUGAGACGGAAGAAGGCUUGUAUAAUUUGUACUUCCAUCAUUGCAAGGGUAAAGUGAGUGAAGACCAACCAACAGCAAUCAAUCUCUCAAUUAACAUCAUUGAGAUGAAUCGAUACUCUGAUAAGCUCAACUACCUAUCGGCUGGUGAUAUCUUCCUGCCUCCUGUUUACUUCACCAUGUCGAUGCUGUGUUUCCUAUCAGCUGGGCUCUGGCUUUACUAUUUAGUGACCCACAAUGAGAACAUCUUUAAAAUACAUUUCAUCAUGCUGGCUUUGAUUAUUCUCAAGACCAUGACACUCUUCUUUCAUGCGAUGGACUAUCAUUUCAUCGCUAUCGAUGGGUCACCAGUGGAGACUUUUGCUAUCCUCUUCUACAUCACUUAUCUAAUCAAAGGAGCCUUGUUGUUCAUGACAAUAACUUUGAUUGGUUCUGGCUGGACGUUUAUUAAGCCAGUACUAAGCCAAAAAGACAAGAAAGUGUUUGUUAUUGUUAUUCCAUUACAGGUGUUGGCUAAUGUAGCGUACAUUAUCACAGAUACUUCCGAAGAGGGCAAGUCCGACUAUAUUACCUGGAAAUCUAUUUUCUUAUUGGUGGAUGUGUUGUGUUGCGGGGCAAUCCUGUAUCCAGUCAUCUGGUCUAUACGACAUUUACAGGAUGCAUCACAUAUCAAUGGCAAGGAGCAGGGCGGUAUAGUACAGAGAAGCUGUAAUACUUUUACUCAUAACUUUGGCAAUGCUGCCAUCAGCCUUGCCAAGUUGAAGCUUUUCAGACGUUUUUACAUCAUGGUUGUUUGUUAUAUCUACAUCACUAGAAUGAUUGUUUACUUGUUGAAGGUGAUGGUUCCAUUUAAUUAUACCUGGAUUGAUGACUUCUUCUUUGAAAUUUCCACGUACCUGUUCUUUGUAUUCACUGCAUAUAGUUUCCGGCCGGGAUCCGAUAAUCCAUACCUUCACGUAUCGAAGGAGGAAGAGGAUGAAUAUGAUUAUGAAUAUGAUUAUGAUAUGGACUACAUAGUUUCUGAAAAGCCACUACUUACAAAUGUCAGCCACACAGACAAGAGUGGAUGGAGUGAGUUAUCACAACGCACAUAGACUGCUGCAAUAAUGCAAUUGUUCAUUCAAAACUAUAUCUGAGAACCCUAAUCUUCUUGCAUUUCACUUGUAUUAAAUUGUGUUGUAAAAUUUAAAUUGCUUUUUAAAGGAGAUCGUCGGUUAAUGAAGAUAUCGUCUUUGAUUGUUCCAUUUCGAACGUUUUUUCUUCUGUCUCAGAGCAGAAGUUGUUGUUGUUGAGCAAAAUCUUUUUCGCCAUUUUUGGCUACUCUCACUGAUGAAUAAUUAGCUUGUUUGUGUUAAUUGUAAUGAUGCUGUGAUUAAGCCAUAUAUAGUGUAUGUCUGUAUAUGUAUGGAGGAGUAUAUGAAUAUAAUUGAAACUAAACUGUUUUGAUUUUACCACAUGAGUACCACAUACUCAAUUUGAAAUUGAUGUUAAUCGUGUGUCCUUACCAAAAGAUUGUAUGCAAAAUUAGAUUAGGAUGUACUCUUGAAAAUUAUUAUUCUUGAAUCCUCAUUAAUUAAUAUUUGUCCUUUUUAUUAAUAUUAAAGUUACUUUUGUUGCUAAUAUAUUUAUUAUCGUUGAUACUGUGGUUAAUAUUGUUAUUGAUUGAUCAGUAAUAUUUAUAUGGUGGUCAUGAAACAUGAUUGUUCAUUUAUUUAACUUUGUAUACUUAAGUUUUUUGGAUGAUCCCCAUUGAAUAAAAUUGAUGCAAAAAAACUGCAAUCAUUCUGAAAAUGAGGUUAUUUAUGUAUUGUAUCGUGGGUCGUAACAUUUUGUGAUGGGGGUGGUAAAACUAUUUACCAAAGAAUAACUCAGAAUAUAGUUUGUGUGUAAGUAAACUCAGCAAUGAGUUUGGCACACCCAUCAUGGAAUGGUAUGCUCCAUUAUGUGUGACAGCUAAAAAAUCUCUUAGAUUGAUCGCUGUGAUAGGCGAUUGAUAUAUCUAGUUACACACUUUUUAUUUGCGACGCAAAGAGAUGUUUUAAAGUUGUUGUUUUCAUGACUUGCUAUUUAACAUUAACAGCCUCUAUUUCUUUUCUUUUUAUGAAUAUUUAAUUGUAAAUAUUUAAUCCAAUUUGGAAUUUUCUUCCGGAUAAUAGAUAGUGGUAGUGGUAGUGGUGGCAAGUUGUCUUACCACAGGUUUAUGCUUGUUGACUUUAACAGUGACAACUUUUUCAAAUUGGUCUACAUUGUUGAUUCAUCUUGAUAUUAAAUUUUUGAAGUAAUUCUUUGUUUAAAAUGUAAACAAAACUGAGUUCCUUUACUAAUUUACUGGCAUAUUUUUAAAUUUUCAAAAUAUAAUUAUUUUAAAUUCAUCAUUUUAAUUUUGUUAAAUAUGACUUUGCUAAAAUAGAGGUUCAUUAUUUGAAUAAAUUAAAUUUGUAUAUAUAAGAUAUGCUAUGUAAUUCCUAUCCUCACCCUGUAUGAUAUAAACUUAAAUAAUAAAUUUUGAUAGAAUGGUCUUCUUUUUUUUUUUAUCAAAUGAGAAGAAUAGUUGUUAGGUUAUGAUAGUUGGUCAUAACAAACCUACCCCCACCUCCAAUCUCGCUUUAUUCUUCCCUUUCCUUCUUCCCUGCCAAUCCCAAUCUCCCAACACUACAUUUAACAGAUUUUUAUAAUUAAUAGUAAUUCAUACUUCUUAGCAGUUUUUUGAUUGAUAUUUGCAGCUGAUUAAGCAGCAGUGUAACAUUAUAAAUUUCAUUUUUGUUCUCAAAAGGUUUAUGGUAAUGUGUAAUUUUCUUUACUAUUUUAUAGUUGUUUUUCAACAGUAUUAUUCAGAGUAAGCAAAAAAAAAAAAAACUUAAAUUACUUAAUUACUUCUCAGCUUUUAACAAAUAGGAUGCUAUAGCAUGUUUGAGAAUACAUUUUUUUAUGUGGACGGUGAUUGAAUUGGUACAAGUGGGUACCUGGUAGGUUCAAACACAAAAUAUCCUAAUUACAACUGCAACAUUAUGGAUUCUCCCCAGGGAGCUGAGUAUGUGUUUCAUAUUUGCUUGAUCCAAUGACCGGGGUAAUAAUAUGAAGCGCUUAGAAUCCUUGUUGACAUUAAACACUAUAUAAGUCGAACAUAUUAUUAUUUAUUUAAUAAGAAAUCAAAUUAAACCAAAGUACUACAUGAGCGAUAUUAUAUUUCUGUGCAGCAUAGACAUAUUACAUUGUGUUAUUAUUUUGUUUUUAAUUAGACACAUUAUUGUUAAUAAACCUCAACAUUUUGCUAAUAUUUUCUGAAGUUGUAUGCCUUCACCGUUAAACUGUUUCUGAUGCUUUUUAUGUUAAAUUUAUGAUAGUUUUCUUUCGUUUUAAUUAACUUUUGUAUAUACAGUACGGUAAUUAGCACAAAAUUAUUUCUAAUAUUAAGUCUCACUCAAGAUUGUAGGGUAUUGUUAUAAAAAAAAAGAGGAAAAAAAAGCAUGCAACACUGUGUUGGGAAAAUAUCACAACAUUCAUCAUUUCAUUUUUUUAAAUUGAAGCAUACACACUAAUUAAUUCAUUUUGUUUAAAUUUUCAAUGGAAUUUAAUAAUAUAGUGGACUGAAUUUAGACAUAAUACUAGAUAAAGAUAUUCUUCUAUUCUGAGUGAUAUAGCCCGUGUUAUACAUAACUUCCGUUGCCAUUUAGGUAAUUAUUUUGUGCCAACAUACAUACUACUUAUAGGGUACUGUAUGCUGCAAUGAUAUUGUAGCUGGUAAUAUAUUUAAAGAAAUAUGCAGUUUAUAUCAUUUGUUUUACUGGACUCAUUCAAGAGCAUUUAAAAAGUUUCAUGGUUACUGUAGAUGCAAAUGAUAUCACUUCCAUGCUGUGUUAAUUUAUUUGUAUGUAGAUUGUAGAUCGUAUGCAAACCUUUAAUGAUGUGGUUUCAUUGAUUAUAAAUUAUAUUUUCAGUUUUAGAAGACAAUGUAAUUGAUUGCUGAAUCGUCUCAGAUUCAGAGUGGUAUAAGGCCUUAUAAAUUAAUUUUUAGCUUAUCUUCAUCCGAGUAUUUUUUUUUUCUUUUGUUUUUUAGUAAUAUCUGACCCGUUUUAAACUUUUAUUUUUAUUUUUAUUGAAGUGUUAUAUAAAAAUCGAUGUUCUGUAUAUAUUUUUGUGUUAUAUUGCAUAUUUGUAAAAAUUUUCAGAGUAAUAUUUUGGUGAGAGGCCAGAUUGAUAAGCUAAUAAUUAAUCCUAUGGGCUGUAAAUUUCAUUCAAUUGCGAUCAGCCAUAUAUCUUUUUGUUAAUCCUUGAUAUUGUUUAGUUCAAAUGCUUCUUCAUUACUAUUUGGUUGAAAAUAUAGCCUGUGUGCAUGUUAAGGAAUGCAGUACCCUAAUUAGAAAAGAAUAGAGAAUUUUUGGUGUACUGUCCAAUUCACCACCAGCAGGACCCAAGGAUCCCAAGUCUCCCGGAACUCGCGAAGAGUCCCAGAAAUCGGAAUGGCCUCCCGCACUUCUGCAACCAGGCAAGAAUCUCCGGGAAAUUAACCCAUCUCCGAAAAAUUAUAAUGUUGCAUGUUUUCACCACUUUAUUAUCAAUUUCUCAUAGAUGUCAGUGCCGAUUGGUAUCACUAUGAUCACUAUGUGCAGAAGCUCAUUAACCAGAUCAGUGACAGACUAAAAGUGGAGGGGGGAGGGACAGCCCACCUGGGCCCCUUAAAUAUUUUAAGAUUAUACAAGAAAGAUGGGGUAGAAAAGAAAAUUAUAUUCAGAUAUAAGUCUGAGAGGGCCAUUUCCAGCCGUAAUCAUAAAUUGUCUUAACUCAGCUCCAACCAUGGUGGGGCUGAGGUGGUCUACACCCUUCAUCUAUGAAAGUCCCUCCCUGUCCCCUACCAUUCAACCUGCCACCACGGAUUUCCCGGAAAUGAUUUCUUCAAAUUUGGGACCCUCGAGGACACCACUGGAAAUAUGUCUUUAGACUUUAGUGUGUAUCCUUGGUGUGAUACAAGAUACAAGAUAGUUUUAUAGUAUAGAAAAGAUCUUACAAGUAAAAUUUGUUUUUUACGCUUAAGAUAUCCAAUUUUAUCUAUAAUUUAUGCUCUCUUUCUUUAAAUUUUGCUCCACGACAAAAAAAAAAAAAACACCAUUUUGCGGAUAUGCUUUGAAAAAAAAUCAUUUGCAAUGAGCCAGCCUAAACAUAUUAUCUGGAAGUGGUUGAAUAAAUGAAACUUGCACAAAAAACGA